Molecule: messenger RNA, 909 nt
Organism: Leptosomus discolor (cuckoo roller)
Lineage: Eukaryota; Metazoa; Chordata; Aves; Leptosomiformes; Leptosomidae
Gene: IFNGR2
Product: interferon gamma receptor 2
Biological process (GO): cytokine-mediated signaling pathway
Cellular component (GO): plasma membrane
Molecular function (GO): cytokine receptor activity; protein binding
Source: RefSeq, a predicted model, not a curated record
CCCCAUUUACCGGCACCAAAGGAUGUGAUGGUUUAUUCCUAUAACUUUCGUAGUUCACUGAGGUGGUCUCCUGUUAAAGUGGAUAGAGGCUUGGUGUUGUAUACAGUCCAUUUUAAAACAGGGGCCUACGACCACUGGGACGAGAUGAACUGCACCCGUGUCACCCAGACUGAGUGCAGUUUGCCCUGGUCACUGAAGGAGCGGCGCUGGACUGUUUUUCUGCGUGUGAGGGCUGAGCUGGGGCAGGUGACUUCUGACUGGGUGGAAACAGAUCCAUUUAUGGCAGAGAGAAACACUACUAUAGGGCCCCCUAAAGUGAACAGCGUGACUGUUAGCUCUGACUCACUUCUCAUUAGUGUCACACCCCCUUUUGGAUCUGAAGCAGGUGACUUUCUUCAGUAUCAUGUGUCCUACUGGGAGAAUGCAACCCAUAAUACUGAAAAAGAGACAAAGACGAGCAAUACACUAUUCAAAAUUGGAAAUCUAAAGGAAUUGACACUUUAUUGUUUUAGAAUUCAAGUAGAAUUGAUGACACCUUCAAAUCUCAAUCUGGGACUGCAAAGUGUCCCAGAGUGUUACAGAACUACAAUCAGUGAGGCAACCAGAGCUGGAUAUAUUAUACUGAUAUUUGUGUUGGUGUUCCUUUUUGUAAAGCUGGUAAUAGUUUUUUUGUUUCUUCUGUGGAAACACCACAAAACAAUUAAAGAUUGGGCUCAGCCACCUUUAGAAAUCCCAUCACACAUCGAAGAGUAUUUGAAGGACCCUAGCAUGCCUGUUCUAGAGAUGCUGGACAAUUAUGUAGAGGACGAUCCCCAGGAUUCUUUAUCCAUUUUAUUUUGUGGAGACAGAAGCAGUUUGGAUGGUCAAGCUCACUCACACAGCAUCUCCGGUGACAGUGAAGUAACGUAA